Chinchilla lanigera (long-tailed chinchilla) is the source of this 885-nucleotide messenger RNA. RefSeq names its product glutaredoxin, cysteine rich 1 (gene Grxcr1). The record is from RefSeq and is a predicted model, not a curated record. Bases 1 to 870 code for a protein of 289 amino acids. Lineage: Eukaryota; Metazoa; Chordata; Mammalia; Rodentia; Chinchillidae. The transcript has 4 exons. Gene Ontology annotation, biological process: inner ear receptor cell stereocilium organization; sensory perception of sound. Gene Ontology annotation, cellular component: kinocilium; stereocilium.
AUGCUAAAAAGGGAGAUGAAGCCGGAAAGUGACAGGCCACGGAGAGUCCGGUUUCGGAUCGCAUCUUCUCACAGUGGGCGAGUCCUGAAGGAGGUUUAUGAAGACGGGCAACCCUCGGGCUCUCUAGAUUCUGAAUGCGCCAGUAUCUGUGGGAUUGAUGGACUCAGUGAUUCUGACGGACAGAAUGGCCACACAGGAUCAGAAGGCGACGAGCAGGAGAAUGAUCAGGAUAACUUGCUGGUGCUAGCAAGGGCUGCCAGUGAGAAGGCCUUUGGUACAAGAAGAGUCAACAUUUUAAGCAAAAAUGGCACAGUUAGAGGCGUCAAAUACAAAGUGAGUGCUGGCCAAGCUCUAUUUAACAAUUUGACCAAAGUAUUACAGCAACCAUCAACUGACCUAGAAUUUGACCGCGUAGUGAUUUAUACCACUUGCCUUCGUGUGGUAAGGACAACUUUUGAAAGAUGUGAACUGGUUAGGAAGAUCUUCCAAAAUCAUCGAGUAAAAUUUGAAGAAAAAAACAUAGCUCUGAAUGGAGAAUAUGGAAAAGAGUUAGAUGAGCGAUGCCGCCGAGUUUCUGAAGCUCCUUCUCUCCCUGUCGUGUUCAUUGACGGCAAUUACCUGGGGGGUGCUGAGAAAAUUUUGUCAAUGAAUGAAUCAGGAGAAUUGCAAGACCUCUUGACCAAAAUUGAGAGAGUGCAGCAUCCACACGAGUGUCCCUCCUGCGGAGGCUUUGGCUUUCUUCCGUGCUCCGUGUGCCAUGGGAGCAAGAUGUCAGUGUUUCGAAACUGUUUUACAGACUCUUUCAAAGCUCUGAAGUGUACAGCUUGCAACGAGAACGGUCUCCAGCGUUGUAAGAACUGUGUGGGUUAGUCAGUUUCCACUCAG